This is a messenger RNA of Pseudomyrmex gracilis, 1071 nucleotides long. RefSeq names its product protein ALP1-like. Lineage: Eukaryota; Metazoa; Arthropoda; Insecta; Hymenoptera; Formicidae. The transcript is spliced from 3 exons. The record is from RefSeq and is a predicted model, not a curated record. Bases 1 to 1071 code for a protein of 356 amino acids.
AUGUCUGCAACGCAGUUGGAAGAUUUAUUAUCUAUUGUUGGCCCGCGACUACAGAAACAAGACGUCAUCAGAGAAGCUAUAACGCCAUCGGAACGUUUGGCAGUAACGUUGAGAUAUCUGGCUUCUGGUGACUCCAUGACAUCCAUGACAUUUCAAUAUCUCAUAGGGAAGACAACGGUGUGCAAUAUUAUACAUGAAACAUGUACUGCAAUUUGGGACUGCCUGUGGCCUUCGGUUUUACCGCCAGUAGUAUCUGAAGAAGAAUGGAUAGAACUCGCACGGGACUUUCAACAAUUGAGAAAUUUCGUUCACUGCAUUGGAGCUAUAGAUGGCAAGCACGUUGUAAUUCAAUGUCCUAACAAUGCCGGUUCGACUUACUACAACUAUAAAAAUACUCACAGUAUAGUAUUGUUGGCAAUUUGCGAUGCAAAAUACAUCUUUCGUUAUGUCGACAUCGGGGCUUAUGGGCGACGAAGCGAUGGUGGUGUUUUUGAAGCCAGCACGAUUGGCAAGAAAUUUGAUGAGGACUGCAUGAAUAUACCAAAGCCAGCAGCUAUCGAAGGAGGGCGAGUACUGCCGUACUGUCUUGUUGCAGACGAAGCUUUUCCUCUCAAACCAUAUUUGCUACGCCCUUAUCCACGCAGGAAUGGACUCUCGCCACAGAAAGAUGUGUUCAAUUAUCGUUUAAGUCGAGCCAGGAGGAUGAUUGAGAAUACUUUCGGCAUAUUAGCAAGCCAGUGGCGAAUAUAUCGAAGGCCGAUAAUUGCUUGCCCAGAAAAAGUAAAAUCAAUAGUGCAAGCAACAGUGUGUCUACACAACUGGCUCCGACAAAGCGACAUAGAUAAAACAACAACUGCAUACGUAUCUGCAGGUUUGGUUGAUGAAGAUGCUCCCGAUAAUCCAAACGGAUUUAGGCCAGGCUCUUGGCGAAGAAUCAUAGAGAGAAGCGCAUUUACAGAUAUAACUCGAUGCGGAUCGAACAUGAGUGCUCGCAGAUGCAUGGCAAUUCGAGAUGCAUUUUGCGACUAUUUUAACAACGAAGGAGCAGUAGCGUGGCAAGAAGGUCGUUAG